UUUAUUAAUAAAAAAAAAAAGAAAAAAAAAGUGAAGGUUCCUCGCCAUUAAAGCAGAAAAGAAAAUUUUGAUGGCGAGCUCCGAAUGACAGAGGCUUUAGGUUUGAGUGGGCAACCCCUUCGAGCGGAAUCAUUCGGCGAGCGAGGAUCUACGGCGGGCAUGAACUGAAAUUGGUAGGGUUGUUAAUCGAAAAUUGCCCGCGGUUUUUUCAGAUUCGGCUAGCAUUAGAUCUGAAUUAGCUCCUUAGGUUUUUCAGGCACACUGCGUCAAAAUUCGUUCUGUAUUCAUCGUUUUAUUUGUCCGAUUGGUUUAAUUGCUGAAUUGAAGGCCAUUUGUGUUCCCUAGAAUUUGAUUUGCGUGCGCUUAUAGGCUGAUCCGAUCUUUCACGCAAUUGCGUGGGUAAUUGUGAGCUUUUAUUGUUUGAAUUGUUAGUACAGUUGGGAUUUAGGAGAGUCGGAUCAGCGUAUACAGCUCAACUUUUUGGUCAUUUGAAACGAAAUUACUCCCAUCUUUUCGUCUCGUACUCAUUAUUCAUGUGUAGAGGACAUUGAGUGCGGGUUUGGAUGUGCGUAUUUCUCGCAGUGCCUGCCUGUUCAUAUAUUGGGGCGGAAUUGUAUAGAUAUGCAGCAGAGUGAGGGCCUCUCUAGGAACAGUAAUGAAAAUGGUCUUUCUUCAUCGUCUUUGAGGCUGACAACGCCUCAGAAGUCUAUUCGGCGAUUGGGGUUGUGCUCGCAAAUAGCAACUGGCGGACAACACUCGUCGCCCAUCGUCUUCCCUGAGAAGCGCAGCAAGACCAAGUCUUUUUCCAGGCGAGGCAGUGAGGUUAAUUCCUCUAUCUCGAAGUUCACCAUGACCUCCGCUGAUGAUCGCGACAAGCCAAAGAGCUUUGAGCAUAGGAUUGACAUAGGCGGAGGAGAUGAAAAGUCUGAUUUAUUGGGCUAUACAGUAUUGUCGGGUAAGCUGGUUUUGGACAAGAGAAAGACUACCGACAAGAAUACUUCUGAUGUAAUGCAGAACAACACUGGCAUAGCUGAUCAGGAAGGUUUCGAUGCUAAACUUACCAGCACGGCUUUAGUAUGGGGUUCUCACAUGCUCCGUCUGGAUGAUGUCAUUUCGGUCUCGUACAAUGUUGGUCUCAGGCAUUUUACAAUUCAUUCUUAUCCACUGCAGAAAGGUCCAUGUGGUCUUUCUUGCUUUAUAAAGGCCAGGAGAAAGCGGAAAGAUUAUCGCUUUUUGGCUUCUAACGUUGAAGAGGCAGUUCAGUGGGUUGGUGGUUUUGCAGACCAGCAUUGCUAUGUGAACUGUUUGCCGCACCCCUUACUCUCAUCAAAAAAGCAGGCAUCUUCAGAAUUAAUUCCUGUUGAUACUCCACCUGAGUUACUUUUCAAAUGCAAGAAUCCACCAAAAAUGCUUGUGAUAUUAAAUCCGCGCUCUGGUCGAGGUCGUUCAACUAAAGUUUUUAACGGGGUUGUUGAACCAAUAUUUAAGCUUGCAGGGUUCAAAUUGGAGGUGGUUAAAACAACAUCUGCAGGUCAUGCUAGGAAGCUUGCAUCUAGUGUUGACAUAAGCAGUUGUCCCGAUGGAAUUAUUUGUGUUGGAGGUGAUGGAAUUAUUAAUGAGGUUUUGAAUGGUCUAUUAAGUAGAGACAACCAAAAAGAAGGAAUUUCUAUUCCAAUUGGAAUAAUACCUGCAGGUUCUGAUAACUCGUUAAUUUGGACUGUUCUUGGAGUUAGAGAUCCUAUUUCUGCUGCAAUGGCUAUUGUGAAGGGUGGUCUUACUGCAACCGAUGUUUUUGCUGUUGAAUGGAUCAAAUCAGGUGUUAUUCAUUUUGGGUUGACAGUCUCAUAUUAUGGAUUUGUCAGUGAUGUUCUGGAGCUUUCUGAAAAGUAUCAGAAGCGAUUUGGUCCUCUACGUUACUUCGUUGCGGGAUUCCUCAAAUUCUUAUGCUUACCGAAGUACAGUUUUGAAGUGGAAUACCUUCCAGCAUCAUUAGAGGAUGAAGGGAAAUGUGCUGCUGAACGCGAAGUUGUCGACAUGUCUGAUUUAUACACAGAUAUAAUGAGAAGAUCAAGCAAAGAGGGCAUCCCCAGGGCCUCUAGUCUAUCAAGCAUUGAUUCAAUAAUGACUCCUAGUCGAAUGUCUGGAGGAGACUUGGAUACAACCUGUAGUAGCACUCGUGCUAGCACUGAACCAUCUGAGUAUGUGCGUGGUCUCGACCCUAAAACCAAGCGUCUUUCAUCAGGAAGGAGCAAUGUUAAUGUAACUGCGGAGCCUGAAGUUAUUCAUCCGCAGCCACCCUUCUCCACCACUCCCAACUGGCCAAGAACAAGGUCUAAGUCCAGAACAGACAAGGGAUGGACUGGUUUGAUAACCACACAAGAUACCACAAGAUGCUCUUGGGGCAAUGCUGCUAAUGACAGAGAGGAUAUAUCUUCAACACUAUCUGAUCCUGGUCCGAUUUGGGAUGCAGAACCAAAGUGGGACACUGAGCCUAAUUGGGUUAUUGAACAUCCAAUUGAAUUGCCAGGUCCAACAAAUGAUGCAGAAGAAGGUCCAACAGAGCACGUGCAUGUGGUCGAAGAUAAAUGGGUUACUAAAAAGGGGCAAUUUGUUGGAAUCAUAGUUUGCAACCAUGCUUGUAGAACUGUUCAGAGUUCUCAGGUAGUGGCCCCAAGAUCUGAGCAUGAUGACAAUACUCUUGACUUGGUUUUGGUUCAUGGGAGUGGGCGACUCAGGCUGUUGCGAUUUUUUUUGCUGCUUCAGAUCGGUCGACACCUUUCUCUGCCAUUUGUCGAAUAUGUCAAGGUGAAGUCGGUGAAGAUCAAGCCAGGUAAGCAUACACACAAUGGCUGCGGGAUUGAUGGCGAGCUUUUCCCACUCACUGGCCAAGUCGUUUCUUCUCUGCUUCCAGAACAAUGCAGACUUAUUGGUCGAUUUCCUGGCCAUCACGUAUAACCAAGUAAUCCUCUCUUAUCUGAAAUAUUUUGAUGUGCCACUGACUGACGAUCGCAUUCACGUUUAACUGAGUCGUCAUCUUCAAACAUCCUUGAUGAAUUAUGGUGACAACAUUUUGGCGUUUUUUGUCGUGUGGUUGUGUAACAUGCGGAGCAAUCCUUAUAAUCCCAUAAUAGAGAAUCUUUGUGCAUUAUUUUCCUACCCACCUACCUCCUUCCCUACCGUCUCACAGUUCUAUUCUAGCUUUGAACAAACCUGAGGUCUCUGUAAAUCUUUUGUUUAGAAACUCGUCGCGCGUUGUCCCGCGCUAUUCUAUCCCUCUUGAACUCCCCUGUUGUGUAUUUUGUACCCCCAUCAUCAUUUUCAUUGUACAAGAAGCUAUAAGGCUGCACACACGAUGCCCCGUCGACUCGAUUUAGUUCUAUUUACAUUCUUCACAAGUUUUCUGGAGAUACUAAUAUUGUAUAUACGUGAUUGUGAGCUUUUGGUCUGCCGUCCCUUUUCUCCUACUUCCAAUUCCCCCCUUAUGUGCUAGUUAGCAAUGUCUAUAUCAAUCAUAGCGAGUUCUUAGACGCGUAUAUUCAUCUGUAGUUCGAAAGAUUUGACGUAUUUCUUGAGAGAUACAUGUAAAGUAUAUCAUUUGUUUAGCUGGC
Molecule: messenger RNA, 3608 nt
Organism: Momordica charantia (bitter melon)
Lineage: Eukaryota; Viridiplantae; Streptophyta; Magnoliopsida; Cucurbitales; Cucurbitaceae
Gene: LCBK1
Product: long-chain base (LCB) kinase 1
Biological process (GO): ceramide metabolic process; phosphorylation
Molecular function (GO): ceramide kinase activity
Source: RefSeq, a predicted model, not a curated record